AUGGGCGUCACUAUCGAGACUCUUACCCCCGGCGACACCAAGAACUUCCCUCAGAAAGGCGAUAAGGUGACGAUACACUACGUUGGGACUCUCACCGAUGGUACCAAGUUUGAUUCGAGUCGGGAUCGAGGCGAGCCAUUCGUGACUGAGAUUGGAGUAGGAAAGGUCAUCAAGGGAUGGGAUGAGGGUGUCCCCCAAUUGUCCCUCGGACAGAAGGCUGUCUUGAUUGCGACACCCGACUAUGCGUACGGAAGUCGCGGAUUCCACCCCAUUAUCCCACCGAAUUCCACUCUCCGUUUCGAAGUCGAGCUUUUGAAGAUUAACUGA
Molecule: messenger RNA, 327 nt
Organism: Guyanagaster necrorhizus
Lineage: Eukaryota; Fungi; Basidiomycota; Agaricomycetes; Agaricales; Physalacriaceae
Product: peptidyl-prolyl cis-trans isomerase
Exons: 6
Coding region: 1-327 (108 amino acids)
Biological process (GO): protein peptidyl-prolyl isomerization
Cellular component (GO): cytoplasm
Molecular function (GO): peptidyl-prolyl cis-trans isomerase activity
Source: RefSeq, a predicted model, not a curated record